Vombatus ursinus (common wombat) is the source of this 4519-nucleotide messenger RNA. RefSeq names its product RPGR interacting protein 1 (gene RPGRIP1). Gene Ontology annotation, biological process: retinal rod cell development; non-motile cilium assembly. Gene Ontology annotation, cellular component: photoreceptor connecting cilium. Gene Ontology annotation, molecular function: thromboxane A2 receptor binding. The record is from RefSeq and is a predicted model, not a curated record. Bases 1 to 4287 code for a protein of 1428 amino acids. The transcript is spliced from 25 exons. Lineage: Eukaryota; Metazoa; Chordata; Mammalia; Diprotodontia; Vombatidae.
AUGGGUAAAUAUAAAAACUAUCCUGUGGUCUUCAAGCUGAAAGUGAUUGUGUUUGCUAAACAGCAUGGAAACAGAGCUGUGGAAAGACAGUUUUCAUCGAGUAAAAAGCUGUUGCGAGACUGGCGGAAAGGUGGGAAUUAUAACAGGUCAUUGCUUCUUGUGGAUGACAUAACUGGAGACAUGCCUAUCAGAAAGAGUGACUCCAAACCCUCGAUGAUAACAUCUACUCAAGGUAAGAAUGUAAAAUCUGGACCAUACUUGAGUAAGAUGAGCAGGAAGGAGUUGGAGGACAGCUUCUCUCGACUUCAAGAGGAGAGCUUGCUGGUGAAGGAGUUAUCCUGGAAGCAAGAGAAUCAAAUCAAAAGGAUGAGGACAAAAUUGUUGAGACUCACAGCUGAAGGAAGAACUAGUGGGGAUAUCAACAGGUCUAGCAGGAAUCUAAAGGCUGAAGAAACCAUUGAAAACCUGAAGGACCAAGUGUGGCAGUUGCAGCGACACAAUGAGGGACUCAACAACCGUCUUCUGAUGUAUAAACAUCAGCUGCAAGUCCAGAGCUCUGGGCGCUCUCCAUAUAGCUAUGUCCAGCCUCGGAUCAAUACAGGGAGGCGGCAGCUUCACACUUCUGAUGCUCAAAUUCCAGCAAAACUCAAAAGAGCACCACCUACCAGACCAAGUUAUACAGCCCCUCCUAUAUGCAAAGAACAUUUGAUGGAAGAAGUCAGGGCUGAGAUGCCCAGUGAACUAGUCCAGAUUAUGACCAACAAUUCUGUGAAAGUGGAUGAACCAGAAUUGUCACCCAAGUCUCCAGAGAAGAUGUGGUCCAAAGAUGAAGACUGUGAAGAGAAAAGCUCCUUAGAGUAUGCUCAAUUGGCCACAGAGUAUAGAGCUUCCAUUAGAGAGAAUGUGGAACGGAUCCAAAUGAUGAGACUCUUGCAUGAAAGAAGCUCUGCCCUUGUGGCAGCGAAGGCCCAACUAGCAGACCUGCAGGAGGUGAGUGAGAGCUGCAUGAACAAGAAUCAGGGAAUGCUAAGUACAUCCCAUAAUGCUCUGCUAUCUCAAGUGGAUGAGCUCAGUACAGAACUGAAGGAAAAGAACAAGAAGGUGGUGAGUCUGGAAAGUCAGUUGGCAGACAUGUCUGUCCUACGGAUUACAGUGAAAGAGUUUCAGGACAGAGUGGAGGAUUUAAAAAGAGAGAGAAAUCUGCUGAAGGGAAAUCAUGACAGACUCUUAAAAAACGUGUUAAACAGCAAUAAUCAGCCUCACUGGAGCACUGACCUCAUAAAGGAAAGGCUCCAGCAGAAAGUCUCUCAUCUACAAGAGCAGCUGGAUUCUGAGGUAGAAGAGAAGAGAAAGAUCUUGCUUCAGUUGGCUAAGGAACAGGCUGAAAAUGCAGAUCUGAAGCAGGAAGUCACCCAGAUGCUAAUGAAACAUAAAAAGGAAGUAGAACUUCUCCAACAGAAAACUACCACCAUGACCACUACUAGCAGCCAAUCAGAUCCAGACUUUUUGCAACCUUCACACCAAGAUUAUACAAGGGUUGAAAUCCAAGAAGACGAAAAGAACCUGUCUUGGGCUUAUAAUGAGAUGAAGGUGGCACAUGCAGAAACUGCACUAGAAUUAGAGAAGACAAGAGACAUGCUACUUGUGCAGCACCAGAUCAACAAACGUUAUCAGGAUGAACUGGAAAUUGUGAAGGCAAAAGCUGAUAAUAGUGAGAGAGAGCACAAGGAGGAGUGGGAGAAGUUGAAUCGACUCCUGGACCUCAAGAACAAUCGAAUCCAACAGCUGGAAGGUAUUCUAAGAGGUAGUUUUUUUUCCCCUUUAGCACAGCUCAGAGAUGUGGCUUAUGGUACCCUGAGGUUUCCACUGCAUCUGGAAAUGCCAGUCCAUGGGGAGAAUAUGGUAGACUGCCUUCAGCUGCACCAGGGAGAAAACCUUUUUGAACUGCAUAUUCACCAGGCCUACUUGUCACCUGCAGCUCUGUCCCAAGCUGGAGAUACCCAGCUUGCCUCCUUCUGUACCUAUUCCUUCUAUGAUUUUGAAAUCCACUGCACCCCACUGGCUGUGGGACUACAACCUCUCUAUGAUUUCACCUCCCAGUAUGUGGUGAAAACAGAUUACCUUUUCCUGAACUAUUUACAAGGGGCUUUAUCCCGAAUUAACCUCCACCAGACUGCAGCUCUUGACCACAGUAUCCUUGCAGUUGGCUGGCUUCGUUUUGACAAAGUGCUAGAGACAAUGGAGAAGGUCCAUGGCACUGUCAUGCUUAUUGGAAAUAAUGGAGAAGACUUUGGGACAUUGGAUUACUGGAUGAGGCUGAAAUCCCCCAUAGCACACUGCCUACAGGCAUACAAUAAGCGAUUGAAGGCCCAAGCAUACCUGUCUGCUAAUGUACUUGGGGCCAGGAAGGCUCAGCCAGAGGAGUCCAGAUCAGAGAUUUUCAAGCAUAGGAAUCAGUUGUGGGUGGAAAUCGUCAGGUGCUGCAACCUUCGGAGCCGACAUCUCGGUGCACAGCCCAGCCCAUAUGCCAUCUACCAAUUCUUCACCUUUUCUGACCAUGACACACCCAUUAUUCCUGCCAGCAACCAUCCCCACUUUGGUGAUCGGGCCAGCUUCCCAGUGCACAUGACCUUGGAACUGGAUGGGUAUCUCAGGCAGACAGUCCUGCCUGUAUAUGUGUUUGAUGACAAUGAAUCGGAGCUAGGCUGGUUCCUUGGCAAAGUUCAGGUACCUUUGCUGCCUCUUGCACAAGAUAAAGCCAUUCAAGGUAACUUCAACCUCAAUGACCCUAUGGGGAAACCCAAUGGGUCCAUUGAACUGAAAUUGGAGUGGGAGUCUCAUUACCUUUCUCCAGAGAGUUCACUGAAGCCAGCAACCCAGUCUGUUGAAAAUGACAACAAGGCACCCCUGUCUGUGGAAAAUUACAGUGAAGUGCCCUUAUCUGUAGACAAACACAAUGAGGCAAACCUGCAAGUAGAAGAUUACAAUGAGGCACCUCCCUCUGUAGAAAAUAAAGAGACAGACUUGCAUAUAGAACAUUACAAUGAAACACCCCUGUCUGUGGAAAACUACAAUGAGGCACCCCUGUCUGUGGCAAAUUAUGAGGCACCCCUGUUUGAAGAAAAUCCUGAGGUACUCCUAUCUGCAAAAAAGUACAACAAGGCAAACCUGUCUGUAGAAGAUUACAAUGAGGCAGACUUGUCUAUGGAAAGUUAUAAUGAGGCGUCCCUGCAUGUAGAAGAUGACGAGGAAAGCCUGCCUGUAGAAAAUUACAAGGUAAACCCAUCCAUAGAAAAUAAUGUUGAAGCAAAGCUGUCUACAGAAAACCUCGACGAGGCCAAGUUGUCUAUAGAAAGCUGUGAUGAGGCAAAAGAAUCUAUAGAAAACUGUGACCGGGCAAAGCUGUCUAUAGUAAACUUCAAUGAGGCAAAACAGUCUAGAGAAAAUGACAAUGAGAUGCCCUUGUUGGUAGAAGAUUAUAAUAAAGCACCUGAACCGAUAGGAAAUUAUAAUGAGAAACUUAUAGAGAUUCCAACUGAAGAAGAAAAUAUUUUAUUUCACCAGCAGGUGAAGAAGAAAUUGUCAGGUGCUACUGAUGAUGCACAAAAAGAGCCAGAGGAAUGUCACCCACAAGUAAAGCAGCAAGAGUCUCCAUCUCCUGACAUUGCAAAUCGACCUUCUGAACAAGCUGAUGAAGCCAGUGAAACACCGACAACAGACAGUGAUGAUGUCAUAGUGACACCCCUGUCUCAGAAAGGGCCUAAGAGAAAUUCAGACAAGAUUUGCAUUGAAAUUGUGUCCCUGGCCUUUGACCCCGAAGCUGAAGUGAUGUCUGAUGACAGCAUCCAGCAGGUAUAUGUGGAGUACAAAUUUCAUGAUCUGCCCUUGUCAGAGACAGAGACACCCGUAUCCCUUCGGAAACCCAGGGCAGGGGAAGAUAUCCACUUUCAUUUCAACAAAGUGAUACACCUGAACCCAGUGGAACACAGAGACCGAAGGAAGUUUCUCUUUUCUAUGUUGCAGGAAAAAAAUCCUGAGCAAAGGCAACUGAAAUUUAUAGUGGUGAGUGAUCCUGAAGAGCAAAAGAAUGAAUGUCAAGAAGUAGGCUAUGCUUACUUGGAACUGUGGCAGAUACUGGAUACAGGAAGAGACAUUUUAGAACAAGAGAUAGACAUUAUCAAUCCUCAGGACAAAGCUACCUCCAUUGGAAAACUGAAAGUGUCCCUUCAAGCAACUGAUGCACUUCAGGCCAUUUUCAAAGAGAUGAGUGAAGACAUACAUUUAUGAUAAAGCAGAUGCAAGCAGUCUCUUAUUUAGAAUUGAAUAUAUCACAGGGUCAUUUUGAGGGGACCACUGUAAAAGUCUGCUUACAAAGUGCUUUGCUAUUCCACAGAUUUAUACCCCUAUGUACUUAGUGACACCUAGUGUCUCCAACACAGUGAGGGAGAAAGCCUAGACUCAUUGUUACCUUUGUCUGGUACCAUCUGUUCAAGUAUGGCUCCUGCAGUGAAAGGUCCUG